Prorocentrum cordatum is the source of this 1526-nucleotide messenger RNA. Lineage: Eukaryota; Dinophyceae; Prorocentrales; Prorocentraceae. The record is from the annotation of a GenBank genome assembly.
GGUGGCCCCUCCCUUCUGUCCUCACAUUGCGAGGUCUCGAGCCCGAGAGGCCCCCAAGAAUCGGGUAUAGCCAGUCCGUAGCCAUUUUGGCUCAAGCACUUCUGGCUCAAGAGCCCUCGGUGCAAACCGCGCAGGCGGCGCCUGUCGGCAGGCGCGCCCGUGGAUCCGCAGCGGUGGCCGCACCGCCCACCGCGGGUGGCCAGGCUGCGCCACGGGCCGAUCUCCGCGAGGCGUCGCGGGAGGAACAUGGACGACAGCGCAACCCCGCAUGCGGCAGUUCGUGCGUGGUCGAGCACCGCAGGUUCGCAAAUUCAGGACGUGCUGUUCGAGCUGAACAACAAGGUAGCUCAAGAGGCAGCGGACCAGCAGGCGAUUACCGAGAGGAUGAUCGACGACAAGUUCGCCGCGAUGAGACAAGAGAUGUGGGAGAGGCUGGACGAGGUCAUAAAUCAGACGGAUGUCCAGCGCAGGGACUUCGUGGAGCAGCUAGCGGCGCUGACCCAGGCCACCAAGGGCCUGGUUGCGGACGCCAGGCGGGCGGAGAUGGACGCGCUGCGCCAGGACGUCGCCGGCCAGACUCCGCCUGCGGAGCCAGCGCCCCAGCCGGCCCCAGUGCUCGACGAGGCAUUGGCGGAGCUGCGGGCGCGGUUGGAGGAGGUGGAGAGGAGCCACGGCGGCGGCCACCACCACCAUCACCAUCACCACAGAUCAACAAGCAGCGUCUCCAACGACAUCGGCGUGACGACAGCGCACGAGAAGGAGACUGUAGACAUGUCGGUCGAGCAGGUCAAGCAGUCGUUGCGGCUCUCCGGCGCAGAGAUGGACAUGGAUGGCAACGAGGCGACCUUCGAGGCCGAUGGCGGCGAUUGGGACGAGAAUCGCGAGCAGUCGCAAUGGACUGGACCGGCGAUACUCAGGUUGCCUCCUCCUGCUCCUCCUCGAGCCGACGGUCGGGGAGUGCGUUUUCGGCGCGCGCCCCGCGGGCUUGGAGGAGCAAUGCUUUGUGGUGUAGAGUACCGCGAAAGUCGAUCUUAACCGCAGGGGGAACCUGCAUUUUUUUUCUUCGGAUUUGCACGUGCAGGCUCCUUGACACGAAUUUCAUGGAUUGCCCCGAGUGCUCCGCAACCACGCUCCUCCAUGCGCUAGUCGAUCCUAGCCGCAGGGGGAACAAAAAACUGCAGAUUUGCACGUGUGGGCUCCUUGACACGAAUUUCAUGGAUUGCCCCAAGUGCUCCGCAGCCACGCUCCUCCAUGUGCUAGUCGAUACUCGCCGCAGGGGAAAUACUGCUGGUUUGCUGCAGAUUUGCACGUGCGGGCUCCUUGACACGAGUUUCAUUGAUUGCCCCGAGUGCUCCGCAGCCACGCUCCUCCAUGUGCUAGUCGAUCCGAGCCGCAGGGAGACAUGCUGUUAUUUUGCUGCAGAUUUGCACCUGCGGGCUCCUUGACACGAAUUUUAUUGAUUGCCCCCAUUGCUCCGCAACCAAGGUCCUCCAUGUGCCCUCUUUUUUUGUUUGAGAGUCCCCAGG